CUUCGCCUGUUCUUUUUACAUGCAGACACAUUGAUUUUCGUUCGCUAUAAGGCUACUACUGGGUUAAUCGUAUCGGGCUCGACCGCGCUCAGUUUUUUCACCCGUGUUGCCUAUGGAGGCGAUCUCGAUACUUAUUGCCAGUUAUCACAAGCUAAGAUAGUUGGUCAAUGGUACGAGAGUCGUGGUUUUAUCUUCGCGCCCACCGACAAACAAGACGUACUCUUUCAUACUGACUAUGAACGUGCAACGUUCAAAGCCGCCACUACUGCUGCCAAUGUCAUUACUGAAGUGGAUGAUGACAUCCGAGAGUACAGGCUUAACAACAUCGAAUCGGUGUGGAACUUUAUACGAGAUAAACACCGGGUCCAGCUCAUUGCUACGAGGGGUUCCCCUCUGGAAACUAUUCUGUCUUUUCAUUCCACAUGCGUCAUGAAUAUACUCACGCAUAGGGCGGCUUACUGUCUCUUCCCUCAACUUACUUUGGAGGAAAAGACGACAUUGCUGAUUGAUCUGGUUUCUCCUCUAACGGAAAUCCAGAUGGCUGCUGUUCGCAAAUAUGCCUUGAGGGGUUUUACCAUCCUUCACCAAGCCCCAACCGCUAUGGCAUGUAACGCAAAUUCUGCUCUGACCUUUUUGCGACCACGUCGCGUGGGCGAUAAACAUUGUUUCAAGAUUAAUUUCGAUCAUUUAGGAAAAGGAGCGCCAAAGCCUGAUUAUAUCGAAGCGAAUACGUGGGGUCUUGCUUAU
Molecule: messenger RNA, 747 nt
Organism: Lentinula edodes (shiitake mushroom)
Lineage: Eukaryota; Fungi; Basidiomycota; Agaricomycetes; Agaricales; Omphalotaceae
Exons: 2
Source: RefSeq, a predicted model, not a curated record